Hippocampus zosterae (dwarf seahorse) is the source of this 1181-nucleotide messenger RNA. RefSeq names its product gap junction Cx32.2 protein-like. The transcript has a single exon. Gene Ontology annotation, cellular component: connexin complex. The coding region runs from base 114 to 824 and encodes 236 amino acids. The record is from RefSeq and is a predicted model, not a curated record. NCBI's taxonomy places the organism in Eukaryota, Metazoa, Chordata, Actinopteri, Syngnathiformes, Syngnathidae. Gene Ontology annotation, biological process: cell communication.
CUCGCCGUCCGCCCGAAUGAGUUCUCACGGCGCUUUUGCAGGUCAUUUGGGCUCAGCGCGUGUGGCUGUGGUGUCAUCCCCCCCCCCAGACCCGCCGGAGAUCCGCCGCCACCAUGGGGGAGUGGUCCUUCCUGUCGGAGAUGUUGGACAAGGUGGAAUCGCACUCGACGAUCUUUGGCAAGGUCUGGAUGAGCGUUCUUUUCGUCUUCAGGAUCUUCAUCCUGGCGGCCGGCGUGGACCGAAUAUGGGGAGACGAACAAGCAAACAUGGACUGCAACACCAAAAGCCCCGGCUGCAAGAACGCUUGCUACGACGCCUCCUUCCCCAUAUCUCACACGCGCUUCUGGGUGCUCCAGAUCCUCACCGUCUCCACGCCCACGUUCAUCUAUUUGGGUCACGUCCUGCUCGUCAUCCGCAGAGAGAAUAAGCUUCGGCGACACCACCCGGAGCAAAAACGGCACCUGAUCAAGACGCCCAAAUAUUCCGACGAACACGGCAAGGUGAAGCUCAAAGGCUUCCUUUUGUUCAGCUACCUGAUGCAGCUCCUGUUGAAGAUCUUGCUGGAAGCGGCCUUCGUCGCCGGCCAGUACUUCAUCUACGGCUCCAUUCUCAUGCCGGAAAAGAUUACGUUCCGAGGCGGAAGCUGCAUGACCCACACCGACUGCUUCAUCAGCCGUCCCACCGAGAAAAACGUCUUCAUCGUCUUUAUGUUGGCCAUGGCGGUCUUUUCGGUCAUGCUCAACAUUACUGAAAUAUUCCAUCUGAUGAUCUUAAAGUUGAGGCAUCGCAAAAGGAGGGGCGCCGGCUCGUUUCUUGCCGAGUGAAUGGGCCACUCGGACAAGAAAGCUGGGCACGCGUUUUCACCUGCGAACUUCCGGAAAUACCUUCCAUGUAGACCAGGGGGUGUCCAAACCUUCUCGUUUGAGGGCUGCCGACAAGAAAACGCAAAGGCCCACUUGAAAAUUCGUCCACUUUUUAAAAACCUCAUAAAUUGUUUGAAACGUCUCGGGUGGCCGACAGCCCCCGAUCUCGCAAGUUAGAUCUGGUUCUUUGACCUUCUCUACGUAUGCAAAUGAACUGCAAAUAAACUAAACUACAAUAUAAAUGGCACGUUGUAUUUUUCUAUGACCAAGUGAAGACCUUUUUGCAAUCAUUGUCAAAAAUAUGUUGAGGGGAACUGA